AGCCGAAAACAAUUACGAGAAAUCGAAAUGCAAAUGGUAAGCGCCAUCUCGUUCUGUUGGUUUGCUGAUUUUAGAAAAACCCUGACCUUUAUUCAUCUGUCAUCCCAACAAGUUCAUUCUGACAAAUGAUAAGCGCCCAAGAUUACAACCCGUCAAGACUGUGUCAGUAAUUGACAAGUUAUUCCCCCCUCCCUCCCCCGUCCACCUCUUUUCUGCUAUCACCACCACCAAGGCAACAAAGCGUGUAAACAAGGUGUAAACAGAGCAAUUAUUUCACAGGAACCGAAGGGAAGUAAUAAAAUAUUAAUAAACACAAUAUUUUGUCUAAGCAGUGUUGUUACCCACAAAUCUGCAUCGCGUGACUUCGUCGGUAAUUCCAAAUACUACAUUUUAAAACCUUUGUUGACUACUGUUUUCUAAUCAGGUGCUCGAAAUUUCUCUCGAUGCUAUCUCUUCCUCCAGCGCUCUUCAAAAGCAUUAAGGCUGAGUAAUUAGGAGAUAAUUUGUGCUUAUUGUUAGCACACUUCAAACCUUCGUCGACGCAAACAGUGCUAGGCCAAUAUUCCUGGAUAUUAGGUCAUGAGAAAAUUACCGAUGGUUAAAUGAGUUAUUUUCCUAUGGUAAAGCGGCAAUAUUUUUCAGCAGCUCACGAGUUUUCAAGUCCCUUUGGACGUCAUAUCCAGAGAUAUAAACCAAAAGACUUAAACCAACCAAGUAAAAUCAAUCUCAGAAGUGGUCCUGCCUGGAGCUUGGAAGUUUCCAGUGUUGCUGAUUUUGAGUGGGCUGUUUCCACAUUAUGUGGCUUCGUGUAAAUAACUUGCAUUGAAAGCACCGCUCCUUGGAGAAACAAUUUUGAUAUGAUGGUGAAUAAUACAACGGGAAAUAUGAGCGACAUUAACCCAGCUGGGUAUGGAAGGAAAAGAGAGCCUCUGAACUCGGAACCUGUGCCCAACUGGCAAGAAGCGAAAGAGAUUUUCAAAUGGGCAUGGGAACUUCAUUGGAUAUCAUUCGUGGUGCUAUUCCUGGGAAUCGCUUUAUAUUCCACUAUACGGCUUUUCGAAGCUUCCAAAAGGCGGCGACAGAGAGAAAAGGUGUCUCGAAAUGUAUCUUAUGCUGUACAUUCAUUAGUUAUAGUCCUGGGAAUCACUCGAGCCCUAGCGCUCGUCCUUUUUCCGUAUGAGAUAACAACAAACGUCAACAAGGCCGAUAUAGUCAUUCCUCUGUACGUUCAUCGAAUUAUUUUUGGUCUGGGCUUUCCCUGUUUCAUGGCGGCGUUUGCUCUGAUCCAGAUUACUUUCACGGCAAGCGUUAAGACCACGCCUCUGACGUACUCUAAGCUGCGAAAAAUACGUUUCCUAGUUCUGGUAAUCGUCGGACACUUUAGCGUCGUUAUCAUCGCAGACGUAGUCACAGCCUUAGUUGAAAGCACGUCUGCGUUGUACAUGGUUUGCACCGCUUAUUUGCUCUCCAUGACUCUCUUCACGGGUGUUCGAAUCACUCGCAGUGGUUGCAGGGUUUUUCGCGAAAACAACAAGCACAAGAGGGCCAUGGAAAAUUACGCGGCUUCGUCCACUUACACUCCGCGCCGACGCCAGCGCGCGUCCUUCAACACAAAAGCUGUGCGGAAAGUGUUCAUCAUUACCGCACUAACAAUAUUCUUCUGUAUCGCACUAUUCGCGUUAAAAAUAUACGAUUUAGUAGAAGUCAUAGAGUAUCAUUUUGUGGUUGAAAAGAUCGUGGAGCCAUGGCCUUGGUUUAUUCACGAGACUUUGUUUCGUUUGACGGAGUUCGCGCUCGCCUUGACCGUGCUAUACGCCGUGUCUCCCGUUAAACCGCCCAAGAAGUGCUUGUCUGGUUCUUGCUGGUGUUGUUGUAUGGUGCGCACGGUUCAGAUCAGCGCGGGAAAUGACGAAGAACGCCCGAGAUCGGGAACCAAUCAAAUGACGAGCUCAAGCCCAGCUCCGGAACCCGUCAGCAAAACCUACGUAUAAAGAUAGGUCUGCAGCGCGUACAUACCAGCGGUGUAUAAACACAUUAGGUAGGAGGUCAGAAAACCCACGACAUUUAUGACCAUUUCCUACAAGCAUAAAACAUCGCUUGGUUAGGAAACAGUCCGUUACACCAUAUUGAUAUUGUAUCAAAGGACUUGCAUAAAUAAGCGCAAAAAUGUUUGUUUUUGAUGCAUCAAAUCAUAGAGAACAAAUAAACGGAACAAACUGUAUGACAGAUUCUUAGCCAAUGAACAAAUGGCAAAGGUCAUGCCCAUUAGGUCGCUUUUAAAGCAAUCUAGCGAUGAAAAUGUUUAGUUCUGGAAUAGUUUGCGGCCUGUAUAUUUGUAGGCUGCUCAUGAUGUGUUUGAUGUCAUCAGCACAUUCCAAGUUUUGAUGCGGGCAAUAUAAGCGUCAUUAUUUAUUACUUGAACAAUAUUUAACAAUAUUUAUUAGUUCUGUCAGUCAGAUGGAUCAUUAUAUAAAAAAACCUGCUGGUAUACCGCUGUAAAAAGCCUAAGACCAUACAAAAAGACAAUCUAAAAACAGGAGUUCUUGAUGACAAAUUGUAUUUGCAUGCCGACUUUAGUGAUAGUAAAUAAAAAAGAGUUUUUAGCAAAUUAACUGCAAUAAAGAGCCAAUUAAGUUAACAUGCCACAUCAAAUUGAUGUUCAGCAGUUAAUUCUUGAGUAUGCUAGAGUUUUGAGUGUUUUGAGUGUCUUGAGAUUUUUUAUUUGUUUUUCAUGUUUCCAUGUCAUCACACCGCGUAAUUAAAGCUAAGCUCUUUAAUAACAACCAACCCACUCUCUUCCCCGGAGCCAUCUGUGCCUUUUAGCCUGAGACACGAGGAAAAGAUGGCUCUAGAAACAUACGAUGUUAUUGGCUCGAUCCUUAGGCUAAGAUUCCCACUAAUUCAGUGCUGGUGUUCUUCCCGAAAACGUGAACUGGUUGGUCUUUACCUAACACUGUUCGAUUAGAGCGACUGCAGACCUUCAGUAGACUUUUCAGUGAAGUCCUCCAUGACGGAACUGAUAUGAAAGCCGCUCCCGGCCAGAAUUUUGCUUCCGCUUUAAAUUCCCUUUGUUAAAAUCUCUGACGGUCUGUAAGUGAACGAGAAUGUAGCCAGCGUUGACUGCUGGCCAUAUCAGUUCGUUACUUGGGAAUACUCUAGAAAUCCUUUCCACCCGUUCUGGUCUUUACCGCCAAAUUGUGUAUUUCUUUAAAGGUCUAUAAACAAUUAAACAAAUGGCAAGGGAGACUCAAAAUGAAAUAUUAGAGAAAUGAAAAGAACACUUUUGCAUCACAAAGAGGAUAGGAACUUAGCUAAUAUCCAGCCAAUUUUAUGGGUACAUUAACUCACACAAUGGGCUCUGCUUCAUGCGGGUACAUAUACGCAUUACGGUCCUAUAUCCUAUACAUGACUACGCAAAAUACAGUGUGUGAAGUUUUUGUUAUUGUUGGGAGGUUUUUAUUUUUUAUUAUUAUUUUUUAAAGCGAUAUGCAAGGAAACAUCAUGGAUAACUUUGUUUUACAUUUUCACGCUUUCUACACAUAGGUAAAUUGUUAUGGGAUUCUGGCGCCACUUCCGAAACUUCGGGCACUGACCGGAAGUACGAUCUUUUAGCACUGGGAUUACUGAAAUAAUUUAGGCAAAUAACAUGAGCUGUGAUUGGUUUAUAAUUGCCUUUGGAAUCCAUUGGCCGGUCAUAGCAAACCCUGGUUUCCUACACGUGCUAAACCAGUCUCUCAAAACUUUCUGGAUCAGUUGUCGCCAGAUUCCUAUUAGUUAAUAAGUUUAAGCUGGGCUGGCCUCACAAAAUGCGUAUACGGAGACAGUUCUCCGUUCACAAAUUUAAAUAUGGUCACUUUAGGUAGCAUCUACGGAAAUAUGCGUUUACGUAAUUCAAGCGUUUAGGUCGUGUAAGUGUGAAAGUAAGACAUAAACGAAUGAAAGAUAUGAAUUUUGGUUUGGAAUAUGCCCAUAUCCUUUAUGAUUCACUCUCCUGGAUUCUUUUGAGAGUCCUUUUUGUAGGGUUUAGCCUGACUCGUCCCCAGUCGUCUUCAUACAACUUCAUAUCGCGCGCGGCACGGGGUGAGGGGGGAGCGCAAAUUGAGAUGAGUUGCCCGUUGUCACCACUAUCUCACCUUGCACCGUACCGCGUGUUAUAUGGAGACAACUGGGGACGAGUCAGGAUUAUGGCUACAGGGAAACUUGGUGAGCUUUUCAUUACUGGGCUGGCUGUCUUCAUUGGUGGGUGGGAAUGAUGUUUCUUGUUCCCUUUCUCUGUGUUGAAUUAUGGAGAAGACAGAACUACUGCAUAGUGGCGCGCGCAUGCGUAGCAUAUAGUCUUUAUGGAACUCAUGAUGGGUGUGAGGGGCAUGUUCGCCUAAUGGACUUUUUUAGGACCAUAAAAGCGGAGUGGUAGCUCACUAGAAGGGUGGAGUGUCUUACGCAGAUUGACAAUCACCUCGCUGAAGUGUUGUGAGAGCCUUGUUGAACAGAGCUGAGAUGUCCUAGAGCUCUAUAGGUGACUUAAGACAGAGAGGAGACAACACGUCAGAAAAGGCUUAAAAAUCAUUGGUUAAUCAGAUUGGACAAUACUUUAGAAGAGUGUUUAAAUGAUAAUAUGGGAUAGUGAUGGUGUAUUUAACUUCAACAAAAAUGUAGCAAUCCUCAUAAGCUGCUGUUGUUUUAUUAUUGUAGCAGCUGUUAUGUUUUUAGGGGUAGGGGCCCCGUGAGGGACUCCCGUAUAUAAAGGAUGGGGAUGUUCGUCGGAAAUUUUGAAAAGGACCCCUAAGAGGUACCAUGAUCCUGUUUUGUGGG
Molecule: messenger RNA, 4812 nt
Organism: Orbicella faveolata
Lineage: Eukaryota; Metazoa; Cnidaria; Anthozoa; Scleractinia; Merulinidae
Source: RefSeq, a predicted model, not a curated record